AUGCUAGUCAACAACACUCCAGCCUCGGUCUUGCUGCUCUUCAGCUGCGCAGCAGCCAUCUUUUCUGCUCCGACGCAGGCGUCAAGUGUCUCGUACACCAUCCUCGUCCCAUGCGGCGCCGACGCGGACAACAAGCACGCCGUCGUGCCCGACGCCUACGGCUGUCAGAAGAUUUCGAACAUCGGCGCGUUCACCAUCGCCACGCUGGGUAAGGCCGAAGAAAACGUCCGCAUCGGCUUCUCACCCACGCCGGAUUGCAAGCAGACCUACGCCCCGCCCUUAGAGGAGCUCGCGCAGCUGGCACAGAACCAGACCUGCCGCUCGUUCAUAGUCGGUCCUAAUGCGAACGGAGUAAUGCUCGACCCCAACGGUGCGGAGGCGGGCACCAAGAUGCUAGCUGCCACGAAGAGGGAUGAGACGCAGCAGUUGAAGAAGGACGAAGAGGGGAGUUUGUGGAAGCGCGGAGUGGGCGAAUACGUGAAUGGGUUCUUGAGGAAGAGGACCAACGGUGAGGAUAGCGCGGGAGCUGGGACUGAAAGAAACACUAACACUGAGCCUGUUCAUCCUUCUGGCGGGCCUCAGACGGAUCAGGUGGUGCUGUCGUACGUGAUGCUUGUCAACGCUUGA
Messenger RNA from Sporisorium graminicola, 627 nucleotides. RefSeq lists its product as uncharacterized. The record is from RefSeq and is a predicted model, not a curated record. The transcript has a single exon. Lineage: Eukaryota; Fungi; Basidiomycota; Ustilaginomycetes; Ustilaginales; Ustilaginaceae. Bases 1 to 627 code for a protein of 208 amino acids.